Linepithema humile (Argentine ant) is the source of this 1953-nucleotide messenger RNA. The record is from RefSeq and is a predicted model, not a curated record. Lineage: Eukaryota; Metazoa; Arthropoda; Insecta; Hymenoptera; Formicidae.
UUUAAUGAAGACCUCGUUAGUGCUGUUAUUUGCGGGAAUUUCGCGAUACAGGCGUUUACAUGCAUGUAUAUUUCAUUUCCUGGGAACGCGACAAUAUGUUAGAAUUCACCGGAGACACUCUCAAUUGUACGAAACGACAACACGGUUAUAAUUACAUCUUUGGUACACGAGUGAGUAUCGACAGACACCGCUACAUCAAGUUAUUAAUGAAUCAUUAAUUUUCAACCGCGGGGAAAGUUGACCGCGAAGGCACUUACUCGUAGUGCCAUACGAACUUCUAUCGCAUGCGUAUUACUCUGCAUUAGUUAUUUUUACCGAUACAUAUAAAUAAUUUUAUUUAGCCAGAGACACUGAACCGUAAGAUUACACAAGACUGCUGCACAAGACUCAUACAAGAUUGUUCUAUGCAAAAAAAAACCGUCUAUAGUGCGAUUGUUACACUUGACUCGAGGCGCUGCUGUAUCUCUUCCCUGCAGCUUUUAAACAUAUUGAGUAAAAAUUUUGAAAAAUUUAGAAAAAUUUUAAAAAAUUGACGUUUAAUUAGUAAUCGUAGAAAUGCAGAUACUUUCCCUCAAUUUUUCACUGUACACCAUCGGCGGUUUGUGGCGGCCAAUCGAAUGGUCUUCGAGAUGCUCCAAGCUGCUGUAUGGCAUAUUUACUGUCUGCACAUUGUAUCUGAUGCUUUUUCUGAUGCUAAGUCAGUUGCUGGAGAUCAUCCUCAUCAUUGAUAACGUGGAUGACAUUAUAACAAAUUCCUUAACGUGCAUUUCGCUCAUCAGUGUAGUGUGCAAAGUAUUUGUCGCUGCGAUUCGCCGCGACGACAUUAUCAACGUGCUCCAGAUAAUACAAGCUAAACCUCACAAAGCCUGCAACAAAGAAGAGAUUGAUAUUCAGAUGAAAUUCGAUCGUACAAUCAGAUCACUUUCUAUAAGUUAUUUGCUUUUGUGCGCGUUUUCUAUGAUGGGCGCUGUGGCAGGAGGAGUGCUCGAAACUUUAGAAGGCCGAUUACCUUAUAGAGGAUGGGUACCUUGGGAUUGCACUUCGCUUUUUCUGUUCUGGUUUACGUCUCUUCAAGGGAUUCUAGCUAUAAUUUUCGGAACAAUUAUGAACGUCGCUACGGAUACCAUUGUGUUAGGGCUUUGCUUGCAAAUAUGCGCGCAAUUCGAGAUACUGUCAUAUCGUCUUCAAAGAGUGGUGAAAUCUAGCGUGAAGAAAAACAUUGCCGAAAGUUUAUUGAACGGUGCGCCGAGUAAGUCGGACAGAUUGUCGGAACACAUUUCACAUCAUUUGUGUAUAGUCAGGCUUGCCGAAAUGAUCAACGACACAUUCAGCCAAGUAAUCUUUGUUCAAUUUUUCGUCAGCAUACUGGUGUUGUGUUCGAGCCUGUACUAUCUGUCUUCUCACACAAAACUCACAGAAAUGACCACCUUCGUUGUCUACACAAUUGCAAUGUUCUUGCAGAUUUUUGUUUAUUGUUGGGCUGGAAACGAAAUUAUAAUUAAGGUAUAUAUAAAGGAAACUAUUCGUACAAAAGAUAGCGAUACAAAGCGCAUUCAUGCUGAAACUUUUGCAAAUCAUAUUGCGAUGACACAAUUUACUUCUAUUAAAAUCUUUGUGCAGAGUACAGAUUUAGGUAAUACUGUGUACGAAAUGGACUGGAUAUUUAUGACGAUCAGCGAACGGAAAGAUCUACUGAUGAUUAUGAUGCGUAGCACAAGACCCAUCAAGUUUACCAGCAGCUUCUUGGUGACAUUGUCUCUGAACUCAUAUAGCAACCUUUUGAAGGCGUCUUACUCUGCGUUUAACAUGUUGAAACAGGAUUAAAACUUUAUUCUCUCGCAAUACACCAUGUAUACAGCAACUUGUCAUGAAUAAAUCGUUCAUCACAUAAUAUAAAAUUUCAAUUUCAUAUCUUCUGUAACGACCAGCGUGCAGUCGUUAAUACGCGUUACA